Salmo salar (Atlantic salmon) is the source of this 2595-nucleotide messenger RNA. RefSeq lists its product as uncharacterized. The record is from RefSeq and is a predicted model, not a curated record. Gene Ontology annotation, cellular component: nucleus. NCBI's taxonomy places the organism in Eukaryota, Metazoa, Chordata, Actinopteri, Salmoniformes, Salmonidae. Gene Ontology annotation, biological process: regulation of gene expression.
GUCUUUCCGAGUUUCCGUAUGUGCAACCUUAAUAAUAUUCCCUGAGAUUUAGAUAUGUCUAUGUAACUAGCAAGCAGGUCACGAGUCUGUUCAUCAUCUGCUGAAGAUGGAUCAAUAUGGGAGAUGUGAAAGCAGUGGUCAGCCAGAAGAGCUUUUUGAUCACUCACUGCAUUGGAGGCAGGUCAAAGAGGAAGCUGAUGAACUCCAGAUUUCAGCUGUGUCGUUAGGAGUUGAAACGUCCCAGGUUUGUCAAAAUGAGGACCCUGAUGAACAAGAUACCUCCUUUAAUCCACUUUCAGACAUCCAUGGAGUCACAGAGCAAGAGGGUGGACAUAAAAGCAUGACUUACCUCAAAGUAAAGGUGCUGCCUUCUCCAGUCCCAGUCAAAGAGGAGUCUGAAGAAUGCUCCCUUUUGCCAGUAGAUGAAGUUGCCUCAAUUACAGUGAAGGAAGAAGAGAAUGAAGACUGGUUGAAGUCAGAAGAUGAGGAUGUUGUGAAAGUGCCAGUGCCUUGGGAACCGUUGGAAACAUCAUCAUCAUGCUCGGAUACAGAGGACAGUGAGAUGGAAAGUGAUAAUGUGCGGGACUGUGAAAACAAUGAGCAUGACGUUUCAGGAGGAUUGAAGAUUGAAGAUUGCAGCAAGACAUCAUUUGAUCCAGGGACGACACUAGAUACAGAUGAGAAAGCUAAUGCUGCUGAUUUCAGUGACUCUAAAAAGGAGUCCUCCUCCUUCUACCCAUGCCCUCAUUGUACGCUCGGUUUCACCAUAGAACGCUUUUUUCACGGGCACAUCAAGAGGGCCCACCCUGAAGAGUACAUCAAUCUGCUAAAGUUUCGGAAAAUCAUAGCAACCAAAGCCACGUGCCCACAAUGUGGCAAGAGCUUCUCCAAUAAAUAUGUUAUGAAAACACAUCAGAAGAGUCACACAGGAGAGAAACCAUAUCAUUGUGCAGACUGUGGGAAUAACUACGUCUUCGCUGAUUCACUCAAAAAACACAGAUGUAGGAAAGGAUUACGAAGACAAACCCAUUUGACCAGCUAUGAAAUGAUCCCCACAGUAGAGAGACCAUAUACAUGCGUUCAGUGUGGAAAAGGAUACAGAUUUCAAACCCAACUGACUAGCCAUGAAAAGAGCCACACAGGAGAGAGACCAUAUAAAUGCUCUCAGUGUGGAAAUGAAUACAGAAGACCAGCCCAUCUAAAAAGACAUCAAAUGACCCACACUGAAGAGAGGCCGUAUGAUUGCCUCAGGUGUAAGAAGUCAUUCUACCGGACGGAAACUCUAAAAGCACACCAGAAAACCCAUACAGGAGAAAAGCCUUAUCGGUGCUCUCAGUGUGACAAAAGUUUUGCCUUUUCCAGAGAUCUUAAGAGACAUCAGUUGACACAUACAAGGGAGACCCACACUGGACAGAGGUCCUAUGAUGUCCACGAGUGUAAGAAGUCCUCCGGCCAGCUGGAAGCCUUCAAUGCACACCAGAAAACACACAAAGUAGAAAAGCCUAAGCCUUAUCAGUGCUCUCAUUGUGACAAAUGUUUCGGCUUUUCCAGAGAUCUCAGAAGACAUCAGUUGACACAUACAGGGGAGAAACCGUUUAGUUGCCCCCAAUGUGAAAAAUGUUUCGGUAGAAAAUGGGAAUUGACGUACCACCAACGGACACACAGCGGAGAGAGGCCUUAUCACUGCUCUGAGUGUGGACAGAGCUUUAGCCUAAGGGGGAACUUUAAACGCCACCAGCAGAGCCACACAGGGAAGAAGACGUUUCAUUGCACUCAGUGUGACAAGAGUUUCUUCAGAGCGGCUCACCUGAAAACCCAUCUCCUCAUUCACAAUAGAACCAAAACAGUGGUCUGCGCUAACUGUGGGAAAGGGUUCAACCAUGAUGGGAACUUAAAACGUCACCAACGAUUCUGUAUGAAGACAGAGCAAAAUUGUAAUGCACCCCCAUCUGUAGAAGUACAGAUAUGAUAUUUAGUGUGCUGUCAGAGGAUGGGAAUAAAUAACAUAUUACGAAUGAUAUAAUAAUGUACUAUAAUGCCAUCUCAUUAUAAGUCUGUUCUUCUUGGUACAUUUAUCUCUAGUUCAAAAUCAUUUAAGAGACAGGCCUUUUUGUUCUCUGAUGACUGUAGGGGAGUAGAAUUCACUUUCAUGUAUGCCCAUUAGGUGGCAGUAAAAUAGGAAAGUAUUUUUACACGGAGUGGUACUUUCUACUUUUCGAGAUUAUGUAUGUGCAACCAGAAUAAUAUUAGCUGACUCUCCGAUACUCCUGAAAAUCAUCCAUGUAACUAGCUAAAGGUAAAGAUAUUUCUGUGUGUAUAUAUAUAUAUAUAUAUAUAUUUAAACAUGAGCUUUAUAAAGCCAUUUGAGGACAAAUUGGGUGUGUAGCUGACUAUACAAGCCUUAUGUUUGCCAGAUAGAAUAAAUUAGGGCAAUUCCACAUAGCGUUACUAGUCGUUUCAAAUAGGGUGCUAGUACGGUAUAACAAAGAGAGUAGCUAGCUAUGUAUGUUUGAAACUGUCUAAAGACCCAUGUGGACCAACAUGUGAAGUUCAUACGAGCAUCAAGUUGGGUGUCAAAUAAAAGCUAAGAGUGUC